Molecule: messenger RNA, 849 nt
Organism: Nicotiana tabacum (common tobacco)
Lineage: Eukaryota; Viridiplantae; Streptophyta; Magnoliopsida; Solanales; Solanaceae
Source: RefSeq, a predicted model, not a curated record
AUGAAGUUGACAGAAGCCCUACUCAACAUGGGCUUUCAACAAAGUUACUAUGAUUACUCUUUGUUCACAAAGAAGGCUGGAGAUGAUAUAGUUGUCAUAUUGGUCUAUGUUGAUGAUCUUCUGAUUACUGGGAACAAUCAACAAUUGUUAUGCAGUACUAGAUCAGACCUUAUGAAGAAUUUCAAAAUGAAGGAUCUAGGAGAGCUCAAAUUCUUCUUAGGGUUUGAGUUUGCAAGGUCCAAAAGAAGAAUUCUUAUGUACCAAAGAAAAUAUGCCUUAGAGUUAAUUUCUGAGUCUGGUUUGAGUGGUGCAAAGCCAGCUGGAACACCACUAGGACUGAAUCAGAAGCUAACUUCAGUAGAAUAUGAUAAUUACUUCAAGAAUGACAACAUCCAGACAGAUGAGAGUCUUGACAAUCCUGGUGCUUACCAAAGACUCAUUGGAAGGUUGCUGUAUCUCACUAUGACAAGACCUGAUAUUGCAUUUGUGGUUCAGGUUCUUAGUCAGUAUAUGCAUUAUCCUAAAAGGUUUCACAUGGAAGCAGCACUGAGAGUUGUAAGAUACAUAAAAGAGGCUCCUGGUUUGGGGCUGUUCUUGCCUGCAGAGCCUUCAAAUCAACUAAGUGCCUUUUGUGAUUCAGAUUGGGGGGAUUCUAAGAAGCAGAGCAAUGUGUCCAGAAGCUCUACUGAAGAUGAGUUUAGAAGCAUGGCUUUAUGUGCAGCAGAAGUUACCUGGCUAGUAGGACUGUUCAGUGAACUUGGUGUUAAAAUUGAGCUUCAUAUUACUCUAGUGUGUGACAGCAGAGCUGCAAUUCAAAUUGCAGCAAUUCAAUCUUCCAUGAAAGGAUAA